Messenger RNA from Letharia columbiana, 5775 nucleotides. RefSeq lists its product as uncharacterized. Gene Ontology annotation, molecular function: calcium-activated cation channel activity; protein binding. Lineage: Eukaryota; Fungi; Ascomycota; Lecanoromycetes; Lecanorales; Parmeliaceae. Bases 1 to 5775 code for a protein of 1924 amino acids. The transcript is spliced from 6 exons. The record is from RefSeq and is a predicted model, not a curated record. Gene Ontology annotation, cellular component: plasma membrane.
AUGGCGUCGGCUUGGACUAUGGCGGACCGCGAUGGCUACCUGGACCAGAGCCAAAAUCAUAAUCAAAGAGACCUCUACACCCAACUCGCCAUCUCCAUUGCUCUCGGGUUCUUCGCCUUUCUCGCCUUUUGUUUCUUGAGACCAAGAUGGACAUCUCUCUAUGCUGCGCGGAAAAAGCAGAAGAAUGCAGCCUCCACUCUCCCAGAGCUCCCAGACACCUUCUUUGGAUGGGUCCCAGCUCUUUAUCGAAUUACCGAAGAUCAAGUACUUGCUUCGGCCGGUCUUGAUGCUUUCGUAUUUCUUCACUUCUUCAAGAUGGCCACCAAGUAUAUAACAAUCACCCUCUUCUUCUCACUCGUUGUCCUAUUACCAAUACACGUACACGACACAGGCGACUAUGGCCUGCCUAAAUCAGGGAAUCUUGGAAAUCACACAGCCAACAGGACCUCUACCUUCGGGGCCUAUGGCAAUGUGUCUCCAUUGCUGGAGAUAGCAGGAUCAGGGAAGGCUACGAAGGGCGAGGAUAAGCCGACUGACUUGAUGCUCUGGAUCUACGUGGUCUUCGUAUAUCUUUUUUCUGCCCUUGCCCUAUACCUCAUAACCACAGAGACCAAAAAAGUCAUUCGCAUCCGCCAGGACUACCUUGGCAGCCAAUCCACGGUCACAGAUAGGACCAUCAGGCUCUCUGGUAUACCCGAAGAACUACGCUCGGAGGAGAUGAUCAAGGAAGCGAUUGAAAAUCUCCAAAUUGGUAAAGUGGAAAGCGUCUUAUUAUGCAAGGACUGGAAAGAGCUGGACGAUCUUGUCACGCGCAGAAUGAGCAUCUUGCGGAAGCUCGAAGAGGCUUGGACCGUACAUUCGGGACGACCAAAACAUGCGGGCAAUAGGGUCCUACUCCAAGCCUCUGGAGGAAACACAGACCACGUCGAUGAGUCUGAUCAUCUUCUCGAUGGUGACAAUGACGACCAGCCUCACGUGGAUACGGCUACAUCAGAUCGUCCGAAGACACGGAUAUGGCACGGAUUCCUGGGUCUACAAAGUCGACGUAUCGAUGCUAUCGAUUACUAUGAGGAGAAGCUCCAUAAGCUAGACGAGAAAAUCCAGUCAUCUCGCAAGAAGGUCUACAAACCCACUCCACUGGCCUUUGUCACACUGGACUCGACUGCUGCAGCACAAAUGGCUGUACAAGCUACGAUGGAUCCCGAGCCAAUGAAACUGCUUGCUAACGUUGCCCCAGCACCAUCGGACGUGGUAUGGCAUAACACGUAUCUUUCAAGAUCCAGUAGGAUGCUCAGGGCAUGGUCCAUCACCUUGGUGAUUGCUAUCCUCACAGUCUUCUGGUCUUUACUUUUGGUCCCUCUUGCUGGACUGCUAAGCCUCGAAAACAUUGGCAAGGUCUGGCCACAGCUCGCGGAUGCCCUCUCCAGCCACGACAUUAGCAGAUCCUUGGUCCAACAAGGUCUUCCUACACUACUUAUCUCCCUCUUAAGUGUGGCUGUACCGUAUCUUUACUACUGGCUGUCAACGCUACAAGGCAUGAUGUCGCAAGGUGACGUCGAAAUGUCGCUGAUAUCCAAAAACUUCUUUUUCACCUUUUUCAACCUUUUCGUCGUCUUCACCAUCUUUGGGACGGCGUCAAAUGCUCAGGCAUACUUCAGCCGCAUCGGAGAUUCUCUCAGAGACACCACUAGCAUCGCAAUUAUCCUGGCCACUUCCUUGAAGAAUCUCGUCCUAUUUUACAUCAAUCUGAUCAUCCUUCAAGGGCUUGGGCUGUUCCCCUUCCGAUUGCUCGAGUUCGGCAGUGUCGCAAUGUAUCCGAUCUUCUUGAUAGGUGCUAAAACCCCUCGAGAUUACGCAGAAUUGGUCCAGCCGCCUGUCUUCAGCUAUGGCUUCUAUCUUCCUCAGACCAUACUCAUAUUCAUCAUUUGCAUCGUGUACAGCGUCCUGCCCGGCUCCUGGCUGGUCCAAUUAUUUGGCCUGCUUUAUUUCAUCAUCGGAACUUUCAUCUACAAAUACCAGCUCCUCUACGCGAUGGAUCACCGUCAGCACUCGACCGGUCGAGCAUGGUCUAUCAUUUGCAAUCGCAUCGUACUGGGCCUUGUCGUCUUUCAGCUUGCGAUGACUGGUAUUCUGGGUUUAAGUCUGGCAGUGUACCGCGCCAUCUUGAUCGUCCCUCUGCUCGCAUUCACAAUUUGGUUCAUGGUCUUCUACCAACGCACCUAUGACCCAUUGAUGAAAUUUAUCGCUAUCCGCAGUCUCACUCAUGACCCGCCUUUCGGAGCGUUGGCCCACGGCGAGUCAAGGUACGAGAGUGAGACCUCGAGGGGUCGCGAUGUCGAUGAGGACCGGGAGACAGGCCUGCGCUACAUCAAUCCUAGCUUGGUCACCCCCUUAGAGGAUGUCUGGCUUGCAAAGAAGCGGACGAAUGGUUCGUCUCGGCAUGGUAAUCAUGGUGCCGAAGAGGAUAGGUCUGCGUCCACUGACAAGCAGCUUAUCCUAGGUGUAGACCAACCACAUCCUUUACCAGCACGGUCUUUCAGGCGUGCAACAGCUUUAACUACGUCUUCGCAGAUCCUCCUCUCACGCGGGGUCGCCGGCCUUGACCCUGAACAAGCAGAUUGUUUGGACUCCACUUCAGCCGCUCCACUGGUCACUAUCCUAGAAAACGCAUCUGUUCAUAUCCUCUACGUCGGACCUUCCUCUGCACCUGAAGUUACCCGAUUGAUUGGAGACUGUCCGACUCGCUUCGGAAUGGGUCCCUUGGAGCUGGACUCUGCUACGAAGCCUGGAGCUCUUGCUGCCUCAAACGACGUCAAUGCACCUCUCAGACCUAAAGCCUCUCCUCGUUCGACGCCCUCCAAUUCCGUCCGCAGCAGCUUUUCAUUCCAGGUUGCAUCCGAGCAAUCAGAGUCAGCCAUACCAUCAAGUGAAGAGGGGAGCCCCAUUAGAGGCCGCACGCUCGUUCGGGUCCCUGCGCAUGAACGCCUUGAGCCCCGAGCCAUGACUAGACCUCAAGCAGGUCCAAAUGUUGAUGAUCUUGACAUUACAAUGCGUCAGCGAUUUCUGAGCCGAGAUCUCUCCGAGGAACCCGAAGCCAUCGACGGCUGUUACAUGGAGCCCUUACCAUUUGAGAGGUUCCGUUUAUCUCUCUCGGAAGAGCUACACAAGGCCGCAACCUUCAGUAGCUCAAUCGACUUGACCAACUUCGGAGGUCAUCGCGAUACAUUCGCUGUACUUGGUCUUCGCCGCAAGCAAAACCGAGGGCCUGAGCUCCCGGCGACCUUCUUUCAGCGACUCUUGAACUACAUUCACUUCGAAGAAUACCUGGCUGUUCGCCUUUCAUCCCGCUGCUGGUCAGCCGGUAUCACUCUCGCUCGUCCUGUCGUCAUGCCGUCUGUCUACAAACUUCCUGCCGAAACUCUUGAGAGAGUCUACGUCUACCUCUCUCCUGUGGAUCUGAAUGCCGCCAGGCACACAUGUAGAGCUUGGAUGAUCGGCAGUCUGGAAGAGAGGCUGCUAACAAGGGUGCUGAAGGAGGGUGGCUGGUGGAGGGCCGGAAAGGCUGACAUGGAUGUGCGUGAAGAGUUGAACGGGCAUAGAACUGCCGACAGCAUCAAUGAGGAAUGGAUCUUAAGCAAGCGAUUGGCUACCGAGUGCUCUCUACGACCAGGUUGGACCGGCAACGGGCUCUCGGGAAAUCUGUGGUCAUCGUCGGGCAGACAAUCUAAUCAUACUGGUGUUGCCCUCACAUCCGAGACUGACUUUUCUGAACUGAGCACCGGCUAUAACCCUUCUCGUAUAGGAAACUGUCAACACGGAUCAGCGGUUCACUUUACAGUCAGCGUCUGCUGCAAAUUUCUUCUGGUUACUGAAGGCUGCCUGAUCUACAUCUACUCUCUGCGUGAUAAUACCUCGGGCCCGCACCCUCAUGGAGGCCAUCUUUCGCCUGUGACCACCGUCCUCUGCCCUCACCGCGUUCUGGCUGUAAGCAUGGACACGUCCGCUCAGCGCUUUGCCGUCGCAGCUCUCCUUGAGGGUCGGGUAGGCCUAGUCUGCGACCUCCACGAGAACACCCGGUUGCCAUCACAGAAACGAUCCAAUCCGCAGGUCUCGUCGGCUGUCACGCGUGACUGCAAGACCUCUAUCUACAGUUCUGUCUCCUCUGGUGAGCCUGGCGUUACCGAAGCUACUCCACCCAAUGAGCACGCUUCCUUUCGAGCAAGUCCCAAUGACCGUGCCUUGGCUCGAGCGAUUGCAGAAGCAAGUCACCCCGAAGUCCACGGCGCCCGCGACAUCCACACGUCUUGGAGAAUGGAUGACCCUCUUGUUUCGCCUGCGCCUGGACCUUCCCGACUCUCUCUUUCCUCCAACACGGGCUAUAUACCUCUCGAGACCGGUAUACGUUCCAUCUAUCGCAACCUCUGCUCCGCCGAAGACCCGCCUAGAAGCGUAGCAAUCUGCCCACAGCGCCGCUGCGUUGCCUUCGGCUGCUCCGCGGGAAUUGAACUUCACUGGAUUGAUGCACUGACGGGGCAGGAUCUUAAUCGCUGGUUCCCACUCACUGCGCCAAGCGACUUCUUGUACUUCCUUCCGCCCAGGCUGGCGGUGGAUUCGGCGAAGAAGCUAAGGCUGAUCAGCAGUGCUAGUCAUCCCGAGGAAAAGGAAGGACUUGGGGGCAGAUACUUUCCCGGUACGAGCACUAGUACCGCUAGACAUGAGGGUAUGACUUAUGAGGAAGGGUUGUCUGACCCUAGUAGUUGGGACAAUGCCUUCAGAGGUUCCGGAUGGUGCGAUCAUUAUCGCGCUGUGCCUAUUAGUGAUGGAUGGAAUGUCUUGUUCACUGAUCCCGUAGAAGGAAACCUGUGUUUGGGCACAGAUGCACCGCUUGGAUCCGGAGCUACGAAGCUUAUCAGGAGGUUCAUUUUCAAAGGACCAAGCGAACUUGGGGAGACUGUAGUGCCCAGAGUCUACGCAGCUGGUGGCGAGUUGCAGUGGGGUGUCAGAGUUGUGGUUGGGUAUGGCGAAGCUAUUUGGCUAUUUGUUGUGCCACCCGAUGCUUUCUUUGGUUAUCAAGACAAGACAGCUAAAGGGCAAGAUGGGCAAGAUGGGCAAGAUGGCCAAAAAGCUAACGCAAUUGGAGAGCCAAUGAGGAUCGAAGGCGUCAAGAUCGGUAACAUGCAGGGGCUCGUUGACGUUGCGGUCGAUGCAUCCGGUGGAAUCCUAACCAUCUGGACUUUCGCCGUCAACGGCAUGGCAUAUGUUUGGCAGAUUGCCGGCCGGCAACAGUCUGUGGAGAAAAGGAUCGUACUCAAAGACGGCGCGGUCACAGCCCUGGAAGACGCAGAUGGCGACACCUAUAUGUUCAACACCUCCAAGGCAGCCGUGCACUUUGAUGGCGCCGCACCGCUACGCCCGACGCGUACCGGCGCCACGUGCCUUCACCCUUCCUUGCAAUCAUCCAUCCACAAUUUCCUCCACGGCCUCCACGACCGUAUUAUCGACCGCGAUCGUGACAUCGACCAUGACGGCGACAUCAAAAUGCCCGAUGCUGACGCUGAGGAAGACGAGGGCUACGCUUCAGGUCACGACGAACUGGCGCAGGCCGGCGGUGCUUUUGCAAUCCAUGUCCCCCCGCUUUGGGGUAGAUGGAGUGAGGAGGAUGCGGAUUGGGUGCCUGAUUAUUUGGCGCAGAGGGGAGGGGAGAUUGAGGAUGAGGGGUUAGGCAUCGAUGUGUUGGAGUUGACGAGGUUGGAGGUUGAGAUCUUGAGUGGAUAG